UCUCGACCAACGUUCAGUUCAGUUAUCGCAGUUAACUUGUAACUAAACUCAUUCACUCGCACAACAAUUAACACUGAUCCUGCGUUGAAGUUUGCCAAGCGCGGGAACUUACUGUUGCAAUAUUAUUCGCAAUUUGGAAUAAGAAAGCGUUCAGACAGUUUUCCUUUAUCUUUUUUUAACCAAGUCAUUUUUUGUGAUUUUUCAUUUUUUUCGCUUUUAUAUUUUGAGUUAUUGUUUAAGUGACGAUGUAUGUUGUUAAAAGAGAUGGCCGGAAGGAGGAUGUACACUGCGAGAAAAUAUCGUCUCGGAUUCACAAACUUUGUUAUGGCCUCAAUAUGGACUUCGUUUCGCCUGAACUUAUCCAAACCAAGGUCGUUAAGGGAUUAUUCAGUGGUGUUACGACAGUUGAACUGGAUAAUCUGGCAGCUGAAACCGCUGCUACGAUGACCACCGAUCAUGCUGAUUAUGCAACAUUAGCUGCCCGUAUAUCUGUCUCAAAUUUGCAUAAGGAAACAAAGAAACCAUUUUCGGAUGUCAUUGAUGAUCUGUACAACAUGGAAAAUGCAAUCGUCAAGCGGAAAACCCCAAUGAUCUCAGACUUCCAUCACGGCAUAAUCAUGAAAAAUGCCGACCGACUCAACUCUGCCGUCAUCUACGAUCGCGACUUCAGUUACAGCUACUUCGGAAUCAAAACGUUGGAACGAUCCUAUCUGUUGAGAAUCAAUGGCAAAAUUGUCGAACGUCCUCAGCACAUGCUGAUGAGAGUUGCGAUCGGUAUUCAUGGCGAAGAUUUGGAUGCGGCCAUCGAAACGUACAAUCUUCUGUCGGAAAGGUUUUUCACUCACGCUUCACCAACGCUUUUUGCGGCUGCUACACCUCGCCCACAAUUGAGCUCAUGUUUUUUGCUGUCGACCAACGAGGACAGCAUCGAUGGCAUUUACGACACGUUGACCCAAUGUGCAUUGAUCUCCAAAUCGGCUGGUGGCAUCGGUCUCAACAUUCAUAACAUUCGAGCGAAAGGCAGUCCGAUUGGUGCCUCUGGUAAAACGGCUGAUGGCCUGGUGCCAAUUUUACGAGUGUUCAACAAUACGGCCCGAUAUGUCGAUCAGGGCGGAAACAAGCGUCCCGGCGCGUUUGCAAUGUACGUCGAACCGUGGCAUGCGGACAUUUUCGAUUUUCUCAAUUUGAAAAAGAACACGGGCGAAGAGAAGAAACGCGCCAGAGACCUGUUCUAUGCACUGUGGAUUCCCGACCUGUUCAUGAAACGAGUUGAAGCGAACGAAGAUUGGAGUUUGAUGUGUCCGCAACUGUGUCCGGGAUUGUUUGAUGUGUGGGGCGAUGAGUUUGAGAAACUCUAUACGAAAUAUGAGUCCGAAGGUCGUGCUUCACGUGUUGUUAAGGCCCAGGCUCUAUGGUUUGCCAUUAUCGAAUCACAAACGGAAACCGGCACACCGUACAUGUUGUACAAAGAUGCUUGCAAUGGAAAAAGUAACCAGCAGAACAUCGGUACCAUUCGAUGCAGUAACCUAUGCACAGAGAUCGUGGAGUAUUCUUCGAAGGACGAAAUUGCCGUUUGUAAUUUGGCGUCAAUCGCACUGAAUAUGUUCGUCAAACCUGACCGUACGUAUGACUUCCAGAAGUUGAAGGAGGUAACUAAAACCGUGACUAAAAACCUCAACAAAAUCAUUGACGUAAACUACUACCCGGUACCAGAGGCUAAACGCUCCAAUAUGCGUCAUCGACCAAUUGGCAUCGGUGUUCAAGGUUUGGCCGAUGCAUUCAUUUUGAUGAAAUAUCCGUACGAAAGCGACAAAGCGCAGUUGCUAAACCAGCAAAUUUUCGAGACCAUCUACUACGGCGCUCUGGAAGCGAGUUGUGAAUUGGCCGAGAAAUACGGUGUGUACGAAACGUAUGCCGGUUGUCCGGUGAGCAAAGGAAUUUUGCAGUACGAAAUGUGGCAAAAGACACCAACCGAUCUGUGGGACUGGGCCGAACUGAAAAAGAAGAUUGCCCAGCACGGUGUCCGUAAUUCAUUGCUGGUAGCCCCAAUGCCAACUGCAUCCACAGCACAGAUUUUGGGUAACAAUGAAUCCUUCGAACCGUACACUUCGAACAUCUACAACCGGCGAGUGCUUUCCGGUGAAUUCCAAGUCGUAAACCAUCAUCUCAUCAAAGAUCUGUCCGAAUUGGGUCUGUGGAACGACGAUAUGAAAAACUUGAUCAUUGCCCACAACGGUUCCAUUCAAGCGAUCGAUGUUAUUCCCAGUGAGAUACGAGAACUCUACAAAACCGUUUGGGAAAUAUCCGUGAAAACAUCCAUGAAAAUGGCUGCCGAUCGUGGGGCAUUCAUCGAUCAGAGUCAAUCAUUCAACAUACACGUCGCCGAGCCCAACUAUGGCAAAUUGACGUCGAUUCAUUUCUACGGCUGGAAAUUGGGACUCAAAACGGGAAUGUACUAUUUGCGAACAAAACCGGCAGCGGCACCAAUUCAAUUCACCGUCGACAAGAGUCGCCUAACUGCCAAUUCGAAGGUGCAUCCGGUUGACAAAGAAAAUGUGGAUGUGAAUGGCCUGGAUCGGAGAAUGGCAGACAUGGUUUGCUCGCUGCAGAAUAAGGACGAUUGCAUUUCAUGUGGAUCGUAGUGCAUGGUCGACCUUUUUGUGUAUCAAUUAGCUUAAGUACAUUUCUGCACUUUCUUCCAUAUCAUUUCAAUAAAAAUCUUUCAGACUAUGAAGCAAUACCAAAAUUUACCAAAGUAUUU
Molecule: messenger RNA, 2761 nt
Organism: Bradysia coprophila
Lineage: Eukaryota; Metazoa; Arthropoda; Insecta; Diptera; Sciaridae
Gene: RnrL
Product: Ribonucleoside diphosphate reductase large subunit
Biological process (GO): deoxyribonucleotide biosynthetic process
Cellular component (GO): ribonucleoside-diphosphate reductase complex
Molecular function (GO): ribonucleoside-diphosphate reductase activity, thioredoxin disulfide as acceptor; ATP binding
Source: RefSeq, a predicted model, not a curated record